Molecule: messenger RNA, 717 nt
Organism: Fomitiporia mediterranea MF3/22
Lineage: Eukaryota; Fungi; Basidiomycota; Agaricomycetes; Hymenochaetales; Hymenochaetaceae
Product: ras-1
Exons: 6
Coding region: 1-717 (238 amino acids)
Biological process (GO): signal transduction
Cellular component (GO): plasma membrane
Molecular function (GO): GTPase activity; GTP binding; GDP binding
Source: RefSeq, a predicted model, not a curated record
AUGCAGCCAGCAGGACAGUUUCUACGAGAGUACAAGCUAGUUGUUGUCGGUGGCGGAGGUGAGCACACACUGCACAACGCCUUUCCGUUUGUCCUAGCUUACAUUCCCAAUCGGCGGCCUUGCGAUGAAGGUGUUGGCAAGUCGGCGCUUACAAUUCGGUUUAUCCAAGGACAAUUCGUCGAUGAGUACGAUCCGACGAUCGAAGACUCUUACAGAAAACAAACACUGAUAGAUGAUGAAGUCGCUUUGCUCGAUGUAUUGGAUACUGCUGGGCAGGAGGAAUACAGUGCGAUGCGAGAACAGUACAUGCGUUCAGGGGAAGGGUUCAUGCUCGUAUACUCGAUCACGGACAGGAACUCGUUCGCAGAGAUGGAUCAAUUCUACCACCAGAUCUUACGGGUGAAAGACCGCGACUACGUGCCUCUUGUGCUCUUAGGAAACAAGGUGGACUUGGAGGACGAGGAUAGGCGGGUCAACUGUGCAGAGGGCGACAAUUUGGCGAGGCAUUUCGGUUGCCAGUUCUUCGAGACGUCAGCUAAACUGCGAAUAAACGUGGACGAGGCGUUUAUCGGACUAGUACGUGAGAUCCGACGGGUUAACAGGUUGCAACAGAUGGGGCUGAGAGGUGGAUAUGAGAAAGGGGGUUACCAACCAAAUGAGCAAGGAGAUGUGAAUACGGGAUGUUGCGGGAGCUGCGCAGGUUGUGUCAUCGUUUAA